Messenger RNA from Rhinolophus ferrumequinum (greater horseshoe bat), 8346 nucleotides. RefSeq names its product 3-phosphoinositide dependent protein kinase 1 (gene PDPK1). The transcript has 15 exons. The coding region runs from base 648 to 2243 and encodes 531 amino acids. Lineage: Eukaryota; Metazoa; Chordata; Mammalia; Chiroptera; Rhinolophidae. Gene Ontology annotation, biological process: intracellular signal transduction; peptidyl-serine phosphorylation. The record is from RefSeq and is a predicted model, not a curated record. Gene Ontology annotation, molecular function: protein serine/threonine kinase activity; ATP binding.
AGCUUUCUAGUUCAAAAACACUAGAAUCCAAUGAGAAAAAAUGAAUUAGAGAAUAAAGGUUAGACCUCCCCUCAGGAAGUAGAAGGAACGAGGUUUCUGUGUCUUGAGCAAGUGUCCUGCGCAUAUACGCAUGUGAGAAUAUGCCACAUUGCCCAUCAGUAAUGGCAGAGACGCUCCCAAUAUUGGAUGUUUCACCUGAGGACAGAUAGAUUUGCCAGGGAGUUUGUGGCUGAAGUCUGGCAUUUGGCGGUGGCCCUGUAUGAGAAUUCCCGGUGGCAGCGAUUAAUGUUCCCGUUCUUGAAGUGUGGACAGCCAACAGGGGGCGCAGCAGGAGCUGUGAAGUCUGGAAUCCGCCAGCCCAGCUCCACACUCAGGGGGGCCAGGGGCUGUAGUCCCACUGAUCGAGCACUUCCAUAAGGCCGCCGCUGGGCUAACUAGCUCCCACUUGUUGCUUGGUUUCUGUCAACAGUGUUGUGAGAUGGCUGAACUCUGUGACCCCUGGAGCCUGUUUCAGCCUCACGCUGUCAGAAAGCAGCUGUUUGGAAAGAGGCUCUGGUUCAUCCUGACUCGAGGGCUGAUACUCUGAAUGGUAUGACGCCGUUCCUAUUCAGUCCAGUGUGGUGUUAUGUUCCUGCCCGUCCCCAUCAAUGGUGAGGCCCCAGACUGAGUCCAGCGCGGCCCCUGGAGUCCCCAGCGGCGGUAGCCGGCAGGGCCCCACCAUGGACAGCACCGCGGCGGAGCCCCGGCCCAGUGCCCCCUCGCUGCAGCACACCACACAGCCACCGCCACAGCCUCGGAAGAAACGGCCUGAAGACUUCAAGUUUGGGAAGAUUCUCGGUGAAGGCUCUUUCUCAACAGUUGUCCUGGCCCGAGAACUGGCAACCUCAAGGGAAUAUGCUAUUAAAAUUCUGGAGAAACGUCACAUUAUCAAAGAGAACAAGGUCCCGUAUGUAACCAGAGAGAGAGAUGUGAUGUCACGCCUGGAUCACCCCUUCUUUGUUAAACUUUACUUCACGUUUCAGGAUGAUGAAAAGCUGUAUUUUGGCCUUAGUUAUGCCAAAAAUGGAGAACUACUUAAAUACAUUCGCAAAAUCGGUUCGUUCGAUGAGACGUGCACCCGAUUUUACACGGCCGAGAUGGUGUCUGCCCUCGAGUACUUGCACGGCCGGGGCAUCAUCCACAGGGACCUGAAGCCAGAAAACAUUUUGUUAAAUGAAGAUAUGCACAUCCAGAUCACAGAUUUUGGAACAGCAAAAGUGUUAUCCCCAGAGAGUAAACAAGCCAGGGCCAACUCGUUUGUAGGAACAGCCCAGUAUGUUUCUCCAGAGCUGCUCACAGAGAAAUCGGCCUGUAAAAGUUCAGACCUUUGGGCUCUUGGAUGCAUAAUAUACCAGCUUGUGGCAGGCCUGCCACCAUUCCGAGCCGGAAACGAAUAUCUUAUAUUUCAGAAGAUCAUUAAGUUGGAGUAUGACUUUCCUGAAAAAUUCUUCCCUAAGGCAAGAGACCUUGUGGAAAAACUUUUGGUUUUAGAUGCCACAAAGCGAUUAGGCUGUGAAGAAAUGGAAGGGUACAGCCCUCUGAAGGCCCAUCCGUUCUUUGAGUCCAUCACGUGGGAGAAUCUGCAUCACCAGACGCCUCCGAAGCUCACAGCUUACUUACCAGCCAUGUCGGAAGAUGACGAAGACUGCUAUGGAAAUUACGACAAUCUCCUGAGCCAGUUCGGCUGCAUGCAGGUGUCGUCGUCGUCUUCCUCCCACUCCCUGUCGGCCUCGGACGCGGGUCUGCCGCAGAGGGCGGGCAGCAACAUCGAGCAGUACAUCCAUGACCUGGACACUAAUUCUUUUGAACUGGACUUACAGUUUUCCGAAGAUGAGAAGAGGUUAUUGUUGGAGAAGCAGGCCAGUGGAAACCCUUGGCACCAGUUUGUAGAAAAUAAUUUAAUACUAAAAAUGGGUCCAGUAGACAAGCGAAAGGGUUUAUUUGCACGACGACGACAGUUACUGCUUACAGAAGGGCCACACUUAUAUUACGUGGAUCCUGUCAACAAAGUCCUGAAAGGUGAAAUUCCCUGGUCACAAGAACUCCGACCAGAGGCCAAGAAUUUUAAAACCUUCUUUGUCCACACGCCGAACAGGACAUAUUACCUGAUGGACCCGAGCGGGAAUGCUCACAAAUGGUGCAAAAAGAUCCAGGAGGUGUGGAGGCACAGAUACCAGAGCCACCCAGACGCCGCUGUGCAGUGACAGGCCCACGGCCGCUGCCCUCGCUGCCAGGACACGCGACCUAGCGCGGCUCGCCGCCAUCCGGGACGCUUCCAGACCACCUGCCAGCCAUCUCAAGGGGGACGCAGACGGCGGAACCUUGCAGCUUUUUUAUUUAAAAGAAAAGAAGAAAAAAAUACACAACCACACAAAGAACAAAACCAAUAAUGAACAGGAAUUCAGGGUCGCUUUGCUUGCUCUCUGUGCUCUGUGGAGGCCUCCCUGAGCUGGCCUGGCCGCGGCGCGGGUUCCAGCGCCGUGCACGUCUGCCUGAUUCCCCACCUGGCCCAGUGGACCAGCGUCACCAUCGUGCACCUCGGUCACCUGUUGGUCCUGCUGUGGCCGAGGGGACAGGCGUGUCUUUGGGCUGUUUGUGCCCCCGAGAUUAUCACAGGACUCCACCAGGAAGCUGUGCACGUGCUGCGAUCUCGGUGGGGGGGAGGGUUCUUGGCUUUUGCCCAUGUGCUCCUUUCCUCGCGUUUCUAGUUCAUGGCUCAUCCCCUCCGCGCCCCCGCGGGCCCUUUGCUUUCUUCCUCGAGUAGCUCUGGCUGCAGGAUUUCCGUGGCCUGGCUGUCGGUCUGCAAGUGCUGCACGUGUUGUCUGCCAGGCCGGCUCCCAGGGCUGAGACACAGAACAGGUUGUCAGGUGAAAUCAUUGGAGGGACCAGCAAGGCUGUCCUCCGUCCUCAUCCAUCCAAACAGUGUUGCCCCCUCGGGUUGGGAACCAGUGCGUGUCCCGGGGGAGCACAGUGUGCAGUGGCCCAGGAGCCCCCAUCUGCACCGGAAGAUGGCUCUGCCUGCCCCGUGAGAGCCAGGGCAGCAAGCCAGAUGGCCUGGUGGCCUCCUCGUGGAGGAGUGAGACCUGAUGAGCCCCUCGGAGAGUGUGUUUAAAGGGUGAAGCGUGCAGUGAAGUGGGGGCUUAGAGUCCUGUCCUCACAGACGGGAUGGGACCCAGUCACAUCUGGGCGGCACACACCCUUUUCAUGUUGUGUUUAUCGUUCUCACAGCCUAACUCAGCGCAUUUGUACGUCCUGACAGAAUCCAAAUGCCUUCUCGCGUUGCCCCGUCACCUGGGCCCUGUUGGGUGGACUUUGCUGGAAUAAAGUGUCACUCCCGUUGCGCGAGGGGCAGGAACACUUGAACUCGAGCGCCCGGCCUGCUCUCCUCGGGGUUCAGGUGCCUCCUUUGGCUGCUCGGAGGUGGCUCCCACCCUGCUGUGAACAGCGCCUGGUCCAGGCCCUGGCAGGUCCUUUGAUUGAUUUUGCUUCUGCUCCCCCGAUGGUGAGAACUCCUGGCGGGCGUCCUGGCGGAGCUGGGUGUUCCUUGCUCUGCCCAGGUUGUCCCUGGAGGGCAGUCCCACUGCUGCAGGCUGCGCCCAGACACGUCUCUGUCCCCAGGGGCUGAACACCUGGCCGUUUUCUUUAGACUUGUCCCCAGGCACCAGCAAAAGGCUCCCAGGAAAGACCCCUCCACCACCGCCACUUCCUGUCCCGUCCCCCAUCUCUAACGCACCGUCCGUCACCCAAGUGCCCAGGGGUCCAGAGGGACAGGAAAGGUGUCUUUCUCACACUGAGUGAUAAGAGGAGCUCUUCUUAAACCGGGAGGAAGUGUGGCUGUGGGGAAUUGCGGUGCUCGGGCAGGGAAAGGGCUUGGAGGGAGCAGAGGUGGGAGCCAGGUCUGCAUGUGGUUUCUCUUCAGACCUUGCCCUCUGCUCUGUGAGAGCUGAGAGGGGGAAGGAGAGCGAGUGCGUGCGUGUGUGCGUGCGUGUGUGCGUGCGUGGUGUGUGUACGUAUGACUGUCGGUGCCCCGCUGGGGGCCUAGCUGCCCUUGGUCGUUCUCCCUCUUCCCUCCUCGCUUUGGAAAGGCUUGCCUGUGUUUCCCUGCUUUUCCAAGUGUCGGACGUGGCCCUUUCUUUCACGUCCACUUCAGGCUUCCUCCCGUAUUUCCAUUUCUCCCUUGUCCGCACACCCGCCUGUGUGUGCAGUUAGGGGAGUCAGGAGCCCACUCCCGGGCGCGUCUCCCCCGGUGUCUGGUGAUGGCACCACGGAGAGCUGGUAUUUGGCUUUAACGAGAGCAGUCAGCGGGGCCGCUCAGGAGACUUUCUGCCCCAGAUAGUACCACUACCUCCUGGGCUUAACCAACAAGCUCCAUCUUAACCUCCCACACCAGAGAAGAAGGGGUUCAGGGAUGAGCUCGCCGCUGACAGAGCUGGAAUGACUGCCCUGGCCUGAGCCCGUGACGGCUGAGCCCUUCUCUUAGGCCACCUGCCUCCCUCCCUCCGCUCACUCAGAGUCCGUUUUCUUUUUCAUAUCUUCUUCCCCUGAACUUCCUCCUACACCUUGAGUUUUAGCACCUCCUAGAGCCAUCAUCGCGGCGUGCAGGUGCCUUACAUUCUAAGAUGCAGAUGUCGGCCUGUGUACAUGACAGACGUGCAUGGAAUUAGUAACGUGGAUUUCUCCAAAGUGAGAAAGAAAUGCCCUGUUUAAUAUUUACUAGAUGCAGGAGCCAUGUCUCUUACUAAGAGGGCAGGGACAAGUGUAAGUGUAAGUGCCUAACCACGCACCCGCCAAGUGGAGACGGUCCCACGCUGCGUGGGAGGGGACAGCCGGGGACUUGGUCUCCACGGUGCCUUGCCGCUCUGAGAAUGCAAAGAAGCUGGGGUUGCGUGGGGUGAUUCCCUCCCCUUCCCAUGGACUAGACCAGGGCCUUGGGCAGCGGGCAGCCCCACCGGUAACGGGCACCAACACAUGCCUGCCAUUCUGAGCCUCCGCAGGCUUGUGACAGACUGGCUUUGGGAAGGAUGGCUCUUGUGGUCAUGCCAGAGCGGCGGGAACUGCACCUCCUCCAGCCCCCAGGGACACUAUUAUUUGUGGCCCAGGCCGGAAGGAAUUGCAGGAGAUGGUCCUAUGGCAUAGACCCCCUUGACCCCCCAGGCCAGGGUACCAGAACAGGGGGCUCUGGGAGACUGCGUACUUGCUUAAAAUACUUGUUUCCUGAAAAACGCAAGCCUAGGCUCACCGCCCAGAAAAGAGCGCUGAACGUGCUGGUGUCUGGCCUGUCCCCCCCCACACACACACUGCUUGGCUUGUGUUCUAAACUGGGGACAUACAACAUAGUUUUGCACCCAAUCUUUUUCACUUGCUACUUUAUCUCAAAGCAUCUCCUUGUGUCAUGAACAGUGAUUCAGAAAUGUUGUUUUUAAUGAUUGUAGAGUUUAAUGGUUAUAAAUUUUAUCAUAAUUUAUCUGACCAUUUCCCUGUUGUAAAACAUUUAGAUGGCUUCUGUUUUUUUUCACUAUUUAAAUUAUGCUGUGGUGACUAUCCUUCUACAUCUUUUGAUUUUUGACUCUGAACCCUCCUCCCCCCAUUCACAGAAGUGGUUAUUUUUUUUAAUUUAUACAUUUUAAUAUGAGAAGUAUUUUUUACAAGCAAUGAAAGCCAAUAUGAAAAAGCAAAGUUAGCAGGUGGUCUGAGGCAGGACAGUGUUCUCUCUGUGGUGUCAUGAGCUCUCCCCCUUUGUCACCUGGCACUGCAGUAGCCCAAUCUGUAACUGGCAUUGGUCUUUCUUGUGACUUCGCCGCGCUCCCCUUUGUCCUUACUGAAAAUCUCGUCCUCCUCAAGAAUCUUUGUUAUGUGGUUUGUGUGCCAUGUUUUUCUUGCAUGUGGCCUUGAGAGGCCUAUACAUAUCCCUAAGCCAAAGCAGCCACCUUCUCCAGACAGCCCUCCGGACUCUCGUUCCGAUGAGCGUCUCUUACACAACAACAAUUGAAAAACACCCGUGGGAAGCUCAGUCUAGAUGUCAGUGAAGACUAAUCCCUUGGUGGUUGCCACGGAUGUAAUCGGAGACCGGGUCCUUGUAUCAUCUCAGGAAGGCAUUCCAGGAUGUACAAAUACUAAUCCACGCAAACAAAGCCAAGCAAGCCGAGGAUUUAUUAAAAGAGAAAACAUUACAGUACACUCAAGAUGGCGUGAGAGUGGACAGGCCCAGGAAAAAGGGCAACGGCCAGGAGUGGUAGGUAUUUUUGAGUCAGAGUUUGUUCAUUUAAAAGUUGGUGUUAAUCUCUUUCUCCGUCUUGAUCUGAUGCUUAGAAGCUCAGAAUUCUAGUACAGAACCUUAGUUUCCUUCAGAUUCUGAAGAAAUGAAUUCCUGGUAAGCUGUGUGUUCCAAAGAAUGUUUCACUGAGACUGCCUUUUUUUUUUUUUUUUUUUUUUUUUUUUUUUGCUAAAAUGAUGUCAUUACUGCAGUCCAUCUGUGACAGAUUUUUUCCAAAAGCCAAUUUCCUUCUUUCCAUUGAGAGACUCUGGUGUGCUUGCAUGUUAGUUACCUUCCCAUCGCUGCUGCUAUCGCUCUCAAGUGCUUGGUGAUAUUUUCAGAAUCUCGUACUUUGUGUUCACAAUGGUACUGAAUUUCCAUCUGCACAGUCAGCAGAGAUAGAAAGUGUUGAACUGACCUCGCCACGUGCUUACUGGGUAUUUAAGUUCAUAGCCUCAAAGUGCACUGGGACAUUGGAAUCAGUAACAGCCAAGGCUCUACUUGAAACAGAAACCAUGCAGACAGUUGAGUUUUACAGAAGUGUGUUUGCCCCCAUGCUCCUCAAAUCCUGGGACUCGGUGGGUGUAAUAGAGCAGGUGGCCAGGCGUUUUCAUGGUAAAGUGUAACUGUCCUGGCUGAUAAGAAUGUAACGACGACUUCUCCCCUCUCCUUACCCGCCAUGUUGCAGGUUUGCCUAGUUGUCUUCAAGUCCAGGCCACCCAAGUUUGGUUUCAUUCUUAGUUUCCCCACUUUAGUUUUGGGUCUGUUUAUUCUGAGGGGAAACCUGCACGAGAGAUUUUUCUAGGUGCCGUUCUCAGUCAGUGCCACUUGACUUUGCCAGAGAUUAUGGCUGAAUUGUGCAGAAUUAGGUCUCCCACCACCGUCCUCUGACACCCCAAAGCCCCUCUCUCUCGGCCAGUCCACAGCCUGAUGGUGCUCGCCGCCCAGACUGCAGAGGCUGUAGUCACUGGGAGCGUUUGGUGAUGUUACUAUUCUCGGAGAUGUUGCCACACACGUCUUUCCAUAUUGUUUCUUUUCCUAUCCAAACCUAGCGUGAACUGAUGGUGACUCAAGUGGGUGGGGCCCUGGCCUACAUGGCAAGUGCUUUAGAUCAGGGCCGAGGUCACUCCCAGAGCUCCUGAGGGGCACAGGUUGAUGGCCCAAGGUUGCAGGGCUGUACAUCAGGCUGCCUGUGGAGAACUGGCCUGGAGAGGAAGUUCUGGCAAAGAGCAGUUUUCUCUCUGGUUCAGACAGCCGUAGUGGGCCACUGAACAAGCCUACCUGUAUACCUGAAGUUUCCCACAACUCAUUUCUUCAAUAUGAAGAAACGGCAAACUUUAUGUACAGAGGACUUUUUACAAAAGGCAAUCAUUUUUCAGCUGUGUAAUCCACCCUAGUAGAACCUGUCUGGCUGAAUGACUGUGAACAGGGUCAUUCUGUUGGUGAAAAGCCUCUAUCAUGAUCUUAAGUUUAAUUGGAUGUUGGCAACAUCAAAUCCUGCAGUAUUUAGAGCUGCUGUAUCUGUUCCUUAACACAAAAUAGGGUGAAUCGAUUGUAUGGUAGCUGUCUAUCAGGUUGGUGGCAGUCAGUUAGAACAUGUUUAAUAUUCUCUACCUGGUCUGUAGCUGUAACUGUGAUGUACAGGCAAAGCAAAAAUAAAAAAAAUAAAAACUUAUGAAAACAAUGCAAUGAUAUUAGGAUAUACACUUUUGUAUUUUUAUUCUUAUAUAAGGUUAUUUGCUGGCUAUUGUUGGCCUCUAGUUCAGUCUGUGUUAUUUAAAAUCUAAUAUAUGAAUUAUUUGGAUUGAAUUCAUGUUCGGGGCCACUUUGUUGUAUGUAUUGAUGUACAGCCUUGAAUGUGAAUAAUUAUUGUAAACUAUAUUUUACAACUUUUUUUCUGGCUUUAUUAUAUAAAUUUUCUAUUUGGUCAAUGAUUUAAUCAUAUAAUUUAAUGAAUCUUUUUUUCAAAUAUUUGUGCUUUAGAUGUAGCUGCCAGAUAAUGAAUUUUACACGUAUGCUCGGUAGUCUUGUAAUAAAAAAGCAUGUAGUGUGUA